This is a messenger RNA of Biomphalaria glabrata, 727 nucleotides long. RefSeq lists its product as uncharacterized. NCBI's taxonomy places the organism in Eukaryota, Metazoa, Mollusca, Gastropoda, Planorbidae. Bases 16 to 480 code for a protein of 154 amino acids. The transcript is spliced from 3 exons. The record is from RefSeq and is a predicted model, not a curated record.
UGAGUGGAGUAUAGUAUGUGGUCAAAGAUGACGGAUGAGUAUGUUCAGAGUGAUGGUACACUGCAAAAGGUAUCAAAGUGGCAACCAGUAAAUAAAGAAGGAUCUUUCAAUGACAUAGUGAGAGGUAUUACACCUAACACUAUUGCUUACAGAAAUAGAAGCUGUUUCUGCUAUCCAUGCAGAAAUUCAUAUGGCAGUCAGUGCCUGCAUGAUGAAAUAUGUGGCUCUUGGAAGGUGUUCAAACUUCAGAAACAAAAUGUAGUGCAAUCUCAGUCAAAUCUUGAAGACUCUUUGGAUGUCAGUCCCAUAUGCUCAAAUUCAAAGGCCCAAACAAUUUCCUUCACUCAUCAAAAGUACAUUGUAAAUAGCUGUGUGAUUGUCAAGUAUGGGGAAAUAUUCUAUCCAGGUAUAAUUUUUUGCACUGUGUACCUUUUAAUUUCAAUAAACAAGUUCAAAGUAUGUUUUAGAUUGAAGUAUUAACUUUUCAACAUUGCUGGUAAUUUUUUCUAACAGGAGUUGUGAUAGAAGUCCUGGAUGAUCAGCGCAGAAAUAAUUUUUAAAAAGGCACAGAAAUAAAAGAAAUAUAUUUGUAUAUCCAGAAGUGCAGGACAUACAGUUAGUGUAUGCAGACAUGAUUGUUACUGAAGUGAUGUUGAUACCAAUGGCAAUAGUUUGAGAGUGGAAUGUUUUGAUUUCUGAAUUUGUCAAAUAAAAUUUGUGUACAGUU